AUGCCCGGCGAUCCAUCACCACUCGGCACCACCCUCCUGCCCGCCCGCAUCCUGCUGUCUGCUACCGCCCUCUUCGGCGCCAUCGGCCCCUUUGGAGCCGACUGGAACGAGACUCACAUCUACAACCCACGAUGGCCACCUCACGCCAAGUUUCAUAAUGGUCAGACCAUGUCCACAGGUGUCGGUCUGGGUCUACUGACUGCUUACUUUGCCUGGCGCCGUACCCAUACCGAGACAAUGUCUGGCGCGAUGGACAACCUGCUGAUCGCUACGUUGCUGUCGAGCUUGUACUGGGUGACGCAGCUGAGUGCGAUCUUGUAUCCCGGCACAGACUGGUGUGAUGAAGAGUUCCGGCAUCUGGGCACACCGCAGAAGAAGGGAGCGCCUGUGCUUCUCGGUGCGGGAUGGGUAGCAUUCGGGCUGGGAUGGUGGAGAGGAUUUGGCUUCGGACAGCACGGGAAGGUAUUGUGA
Molecule: messenger RNA, 471 nt
Organism: Cyphellophora attinorum
Lineage: Eukaryota; Fungi; Ascomycota; Eurotiomycetes; Chaetothyriales; Cyphellophoraceae
Exons: 1
Coding region: 1-471 (156 amino acids)
Source: RefSeq, a predicted model, not a curated record